GCGGGAAGGGGCGGGGCCUCUGGGUCCGAGGGCGCUGCAUCCGGGCACAAACACACGCACACACCCUCGUCACGUCUGCGGCCUAGUUCCUUUUGGAGCAAAGAGCGUCGAGAAGAAAGUAAGGACGGAGUGAGGGAAAGGAGCAUUCUAUGGAGCCACAUUUGUCAUGAUGAGAAGCAAUUCCACAUCCAGUGGAUAUUGAAGAAUUUGGUAUUCAAAGAUUCGGUAAGGAAGCCAGUCCUAUAGGAAGAAGAAAUGCUCCGAAGGUGCUGAUCUGGCUGAACUCCUCAGCUCACUCACAGUGCAGAAAAGGAAAGUCUCUGUCUUCCAUUUUAAAGUAUCAACAUGGAGAAAAAAACAUAUACAUGUACUGAAUGUGGAAAGGACUUUAGCCAGCAGAAACUUCUGCACUUACAUGAAAGAACUCACACUGGUGAGAAACCCUACACAUGUCAGGAAUGUGGGAAGAGCUUCGUGCAGAGUGGACAUCUACGUAAACAUCAAAGAACUCACACUGGGGAGAAGCCCUAUAAAUGUCAGGAAUGUGGAAAGAGCUUCACUCAGAGGGAAGGUCUACAGUCACAUCAGAGAACUCACACUGGGGAGAAACCCUAUGAAUGUCCAGAGUGUGGAAAGAGAUUCACUCAGAGUGGAAAUUUACAGAAACAUCAAAGGAUUCACACAGGGGAGAGACCUUAUAUAUGUCUGGAAUGUGGAGACAGCUUCGCUGGAAUUGGAGAUCUACGUACGCAUAAAAGAACUCAUACUGGGGAGAAACCCUAUAAAUGCCAGGAGUGUGGAAAGAAUUUUGCGCAUAGUGGAUCUCUCCAUUCACAUCAAAGAACUCACACUGGAGAGAAACCCUAUGAAUGUCCGGAGUGUGGAAAGAAAUUCACUCAGAGGGGAAGUUUACAGAAACAUCUACGGAUUCACACUGGGGAGAAACCCUAUGAAUGUCGGGAGUGUGGAAAACUAUUCACUCAGAACGUAACUUUACAGACACAUCAAAAGAUUCACACUGGGGAGAAACCCUAUAAAUGUGUGGAAUGUGGAGACAGCUUUGCUGUCAUUGGAGCUCUACGUAAACAUAAAAGAACUCACGCUGUGAAGAAACCCUAUAAAUGCCAGGAGAAUGGAAAGAAUGUUGCACAUAGUGGAAAGCUGCUUUCACAUCAAAGAAAUGACACUGGGGAGAAACUCUAUACAUGCCUGGAAUGUGGAAAGAGUUUUGCUGGCAUUGGAGCUCUACAUAAGCAUAAAAGAAUUCACGCUGGGAAGAAACCCUAUAAAUGUCUGGAGUGUGGGAAGAAUUUUGCGCAUAGUGGAUCUCUACAUUCACAUCAAAGAACUCACAUUGGGGAGAAAUCUUAUGAAUGUCCAGAGUAUGGAAAUAGCUUCACCCAGAGUGGAACUUUACAGACACAUCAAAGUAUUCACACUGAGGAGAAACCCUAUACAUGUCUGGAAUGCGGAAACAGCUUCGAUGUCAUUGGAGAUCUACGUAAGCAUAAAAGAACUCACACCGGGGAAAAACCCUAUAAAUGCCAGGAGUGUGGAAAGAAUUUUGCGCAUAGUAGAAAACUAAAUUCACAUCAAAGAAUUCACACUGAGGAGAAACCCUUUAAAUGCCAAGAGUGUGGAAAGAGCUUCACUCACAGUGAAAGUCUACAUAAGCAUUAUAGAACCCACACUGGGGAGAAACCCUUUAAAUGCCUGGAUUGUGGAAAGAGCUUUGCUGUCCAUGGAAGUAUCUGGAUUGCAGUAAGGCCUUCGACAAAGUCCCCCAUGACCUUCUGGGAAACAAAUUAGUCAAAUGUGGGAUAGAAUCAUCAAGUUGUAAGAGACCUUGUGGACCAUCCUGUCCAACCCCAUUCUGUCAAGAAGAGGAGAAUUGCAUUCAAAGCAUCCCCGACAGAUGUAUAUAGUGGAAGGCGACUGAAAUGAUCAAGAGACUGGAGAACAGUCCCUAUAAGGAGUGGCUUAAAAAGCUGGGCAUGUUUAGCCUGCAGAAGAUAAGGCUGAGAGGAGACAUGAUAGCCAUGUACAAAUAUGUGAGGGAAAGUUAUAGGGAGGAGAGAGAAAGCUUGUUUUCUGCUGCCCUGCAGACUAUAACAUGGAGCAAUGGCUUCAAACUACAGGAAAGAAGAUUCCACCUCAACACUAAGAAAAACCUCCUAACUUUGAGAGCUGUUCAUCAGUGGAACUCUCUGCCCCGGAGUGUGGUGGAGGCUCCUUCUUUGGAGGCUUUUAAACAAAGUUUGGACGGCCAUCUCUCAGGGGUGCUCUCAAGGCGAUUUUCCUGCUUCUUGGCAGAAAGGGGUUGGAUUGAAUGGCCCACAAGGUGUCAUCCAACUCUGAUUCUAUGAAGUCUGCGUAGUCAUCAUAGAACUCACACGGGGGAGAAACCCUAUGGAAAGAAUUUUGCGCAUAGUGGAAAACUACGUUCACAUCAAAGAACUCACACGGGAGAAACACUAUGAAAGCCUGGAGAGAGAAAAGAGUUUUAAUCAGAGUGGAAAUCUACGUUCAUAUCAGAGAACUAACACAGAGUAGAAACCCCAUGAAUGCCUGGAGUGUGGAAAAAGUUUUACUCAGAGUGAAGAUCUACAUUCAUAUCAGAGAACUGACACUGGGGUGAAGCCCUAUAUAUGCCUGGAGUGUGGAAAGCAUUUCUGACAGAAUGGAAACUUGCAUUUACAUCAGAGAACUCAUACUAGGAAGAAACUAUAGAUGCCUCACGUAUGGAAAGGACUUCCCUGAGAGUAGAGAGCUACAUAAACGUAUUAGAACCCAUAUUGGGAAGAAACUCUAUACAGGCUGUAUCCAAGUUACUAACAAGAUAGGUUCUGUAGGUUUGUUGCUAAGUUUAAUUUUAAAUGUACCUCCAUCCAAAUGUUAUGUAUCUAUGUAGAUCAAUGGAAAUGUUUUGCAUAGCAUACGGAAAGGGUUUAGUUUUGCUAUAUGUGUCCCUGUUCAGAAUAUUUCACCUCACUUUCUGCCCCUGUGAUAAUUGGAUUGGAUCAAUGUGUUCGAUGCUGGUGAUGCAGUUGGGUCUCCUUGUGUCUCUGGACAGUUCAGACCCAAAGAGUGUGUGGCUGUAAUGAACAGUCUUUUAAGUCCAAGACAGAGAAGUGGGCAUAGGAGGGAGGAAUGGUGGGAAGCAGAGUAUAACACUUAGGGACAACAGAGGAGAAGAAA
Molecule: messenger RNA, 3198 nt
Organism: Anolis carolinensis (green anole)
Lineage: Eukaryota; Metazoa; Chordata; Lepidosauria; Squamata; Anolidae
Product: zinc finger protein 135
Exons: 2
Coding region: 346-1809 (487 amino acids)
Source: RefSeq, a predicted model, not a curated record